Molecule: messenger RNA, 1977 nt
Organism: Trichosurus vulpecula (common brushtail)
Lineage: Eukaryota; Metazoa; Chordata; Mammalia; Diprotodontia; Phalangeridae
Gene: ZNF503
Product: zinc finger protein 503
Exons: 2
Coding region: 1-1977 (658 amino acids)
Biological process (GO): negative regulation of DNA-templated transcription
Cellular component (GO): nucleus
Source: RefSeq, a predicted model, not a curated record
AUGAGCACAGCGCCCUCGCUUUCUGCCCUGAGAAGUAGUAAGCACAGCGGCGGCGGCGGCGGCGGAGGCGGCGGCGGCGGCAGCGGUGGCGGCGGCGGCGCGGACCCCGCCUGGACCAGCGCGCUCUCUGGAAAUAUCUCUGGCCCCGGCCCCGGCCCCGGCUCGUCCUCGGCCGGUAACACCAAACCUUUCCUUCACGCCGUGCCCCCCUCGGACCCUCUACGCCAGGCGAAUCGCCUGCCUAUCAAGGUGCUAAAGAUGUUGACGGCGCGGACGGGGCACAUUUUACACCCAGAGUACCUGCAGCCUCUGCCCUCCACUCCUGUCAGUCCCAUCGAGCUCGAUGCAAAGAAGAGCCCACUGGCGCUGUUGGCCCAGACGUGCUCCCAGAUCGGAAAGCCUGAUCCGUCGCCCUCCUCCAAAUUGUCCUCGGUGGCCUCCAACGGGGGCGGUGCCGGGGGUGGCGGCGGCGGUGGUGCCGGGAGCGACAAGGACACCAAAUCGGGGCCCCUAAAACUAAGCGACAUUGGGGUCGAGGACAAGUCGAGCUUUAAGCCCUACUCCAAACCUGGAGCGGAUAAGAAGGAGCCGGGAGGCGGCGGCGGCGGCGGCGGUGGAGGCGGGGGCGGGGGCGGCGGCGGCGGCAGCGGCGGGGUCUCGGCAGAGAAGUCAGGAUUCCGAGUACCGAGCGCCACCUGCCAGCCAUUCACGCCCAGGACAGGCAGCCCGAGCUCCAGCGCCUCUGCCUGUUCGCCUGGAGGGAUGCUACCCUCUUCGGGAGGGGGCCCGGAGGGCAAGGACGACAAGAAGGACCCUGAAGGCGCCAGUGGCAGUGGCAAAGGGUCUGCUGGCUCCUCAGGCGACGGAGGCCCAGGAGGGCUGGCUCACGGCCGGAUUAGCUGUGGGGGGAUUAACGUGGACGUAAACCAACACUCCGACGGGGGUCCCGGGAGCAAGUCACUGGGCUCAGACUGCGGCAGCUCUGGCUCCAGUUCAGGUUCCGGCAGUGCCCCGACCUCCUCCUCGGUUCUGGGUUCCGGGCUGGUGGCCCCAGUAUCCCCUUAUAAGCCGGGCCAGACGGUCUUCCCCCUGCCCCCCGCGGGCAUGACUUAUCCUGGCAGUUUAGCCGGGGCCUACGCCGGCUACCCUCCCCAGUUCCUACCACAUGGGGUGGCCCUGGAUCCCACCAAGCCAGGGAGCCUAGUGGGAGCGCAGCUGGCCGCUGCUGCUGCUGGCUCCCUGGGAUGCAGCAAACCAGCUGGCUCUAGCCCCUUGGCAGGGGCGUCUCCUCCUUCCGUGAUGACUGCGAGUUUGUGCCGGGACCCCUACUGCCUCAGCUACCACUGCGCCAGCCAUCUCGCCGGGGCAGCCGCAGCUAGUGCCUCCUGCGCCCACGACCCCGCAGCCGCUGCCGCAGCUCUCAAGUCCGGAUACCCUUUGGUGUACCCCACGCACCCUCUCCACGGUGUCCACUCGUCGCUGACUGCCGCUGCCGCGGCGGGGGCCACUCCGCCCUCGUUGGCCGGCCAUCCUCUUUACCCUUAUGGCUUCAUGCUCCCUAACGACCCGCUGCCCCACAUCUGCAAUUGGGUGUCGGCAAAUGGGCCCUGCGACAAACGGUUCGCCACGUCGGAGGAGCUGCUGAGUCACUUGCGGACGCACACGGCCUUCCCCGGGACGGACAAACUGCUGUCCGGCUACCCCAGCUCCUCCUCCCUGGCCAGCGCAGCCGCUGCAGCAAUGGCUUGCCAUAUGCACAUUCCCACCUCGGGAGCUCCGGGAAGCCCCGGGACCCUGGCCCUGCGCAGCCCCCACCACGCGCUGGGACUGAGUAGCCGCUACCACCCCUACUCCAAGAGCCCCCUCCCUACUCCCGGCGCCCCAGUGCCGGUGCCGGCUGCCACCGGACCCUACUACUCCCCUUACGCCCUCUACGGACAGAGACUCACCACAGCUUCGGCGCUGGGCUAUCAGUGA